GAUUCAAAACCCUAAUUCAAUUUUUCUAUUAUCUGCCUGCUAAAGUCAAUGAUUCUCACUAAAUCAGAAUUUUCCUGGAAAAUCUGAAGAGAAAAAUCCUUCUUUGUUUGAUGUGUUCUAUCUUAUGAGACAUGUAUUUUGAAUUUCGACUGGAUUUUAUUUGCGAAACUUUGUCCGAAUUCCGAUGACUUCGAUGAAUCAUAUCGUUGUAGAUGUUAGUUCAGACGAAGAUGAUGAUAAACCAGUAGAUUACUCUUAUUUGUUUGACGAAAUUCUGGGAAUUUCCAAUGAGAAGAAACCCAUCAAAAGUACUGAUUUGUUGAAUGAAGACGACGACGAUUGUGUGAUUUUGGAUUGUGAUCCUACGGCGAAGGAGACUGCGAUUGAAACUUGUGGAACUGAUGAAGUUCUUGUAGUUGGCCAAAAGGGUGAGAUAGCUUGUAGGGAUUUUCCGCAUCCGCGACAUGCUUGCGCUAAGUACCCGUUCAAAUCCACAUUACACCAGACGUUUUGUGAGAUGUGUCACUGUUAUGUUUGCGACACCCGUGCUCCGUGUCCUUAUUGGUUUAGUGGUGGGAUCUCCAACAUUGAUCACUGUCAUGCCAAUGAUAAAGAGAAGACAUGGAAGAAUCAACGGGAAUGCAUCAGGACCGAAAAUAUGCUACCUCGAGCUGUUUCGAAACCUGCCUCGACCAAAUUACAAUUUAAAAGGCCUCCACGGCGUCGAUCUGUACUUGUACCUGUACCGUCACUUCAUAACUCGUCUUCCCCUGGAACCCAGUUUGGAAUCCGGGCUUGCUCCACAGCUACUAGGGUUGCAAGUCGCCCAAAAACAUACACCAGACCAGGUAAUAGAACCGAGCAAUUAAGAACCCUCCAGCAAAAUCCCAGGUUACAACCUCAGGCUGUGCAGUCAUUACCAAAUCACAGAGGCGGCUCUAAUAAUGGUAAUCCAAGUCCUCAAGCUGUCCCUUCCAAUCCAUACGUAUGGACUCGAAGACCAAGUAAAGGCGUUUAUCCUCCGGAAAACAGUGUAAAGAACAUUUCUCAAGGCUCACAACCUACCCAUUAUGCUCCUCCCAUGGCUUCACAAGGCGCACAACCUACCCUUUAUGCUCCUCCCAUGGCUUCACAAGGCGCACAACCUACCGAUCAUGCUCCUCCCAUGGCUUCACAAGGCUCACAACCUACCCGCUUUGCUCCUCCCGUGGCUUCACAAGGCAAUGCACAGCGGAUUGUUACUGGUUAUAUCUCAACUGUGCCGGUAUCUCACAGCAAAGAGUACGCAAAACAGUUUAGCCGGAAUAUGUAUUCUGCUAAUGUUCAGACGAGUGCAGUUUCGGCUAUGACUCCUAAUCCUCUGGCGAACCAGCAACAACAACAUCAACAAUCAGGAAGAGGUACCGAUAGAGUAUUGUCCGAGUUUGAAGACUGGCUCUUGGACGACUCAACCUUGUCUUGUCCCUUGUCAGGUGAAGACAAUGCUGCUUCUACAUUCAAAAUCGAUUUCGAAACCUUCUUGAAUGAUUGAAACGUUAGGAUAGUCUAGAUUUCCUAACUUAAUUGUAGACUUAAGCUGUACAGAGUAGUAUUAGUCAAGAGUUUCUUGUUAGGAAGAGUCUACAAAACAUUUGUGAUA
Messenger RNA from Arabidopsis arenosa, 1639 nucleotides. Lineage: Eukaryota; Viridiplantae; Streptophyta; Magnoliopsida; Brassicales; Brassicaceae. The record is from the annotation of a GenBank genome assembly.